UAGAUUGGGACCCUAGUAGUAAAUGUCUUCCAUUUGUGCUGAAAUUAUUUAUGGCUGGAAUGUCAUCUACUUCACGAGUUGAAAGCUAUAAUGCAAAGCUCAAAAGAUUAAUAUUUAAUUCCAAUACAACCAUGUUAGAACUUGCAAACAAAUUAACAGAAUGUGUUCUCGAAGAAGACAAAAAAACGGAAUAUGCUUUAUUCUGUGCAUCAGUUCCUAAAGCGGCUUUGGUUGCGAUAGCUGAUAAAUCAUUUCUAGUUGCACAAAAAUUUGGAAUAGAACAGUCAGUAACAAUGGGUUGGAAUGGUUCGGUUCCUUACCUUAACGCUUUAAAUCAAGGCGCUGUGUAUGAAAUGAAGGAUAUAAACCGCAAAACAAUAGAUGAACGCAAGGCUAGAGCAGCUUUAAUGGUAGCUGUUCGAAGACAUGAUUAUAACUUCAUUUCUAUUCUUGAUAAAUACUUGGAAGAUUGUCGAGAACUAUCUUCUAAUAGUGAUAGUGAUGUUGAUUCAAACAGUACAUCAAAUAGUGAAAGUGAAGAUAGUACCGAAAAAAGAAGGUUGGAUCCAAAAGAGCUAAUGAAUCUUCAAAAGCAUAAAGGUAAGGGUCGGCCCAAGGGAACUAAUAGAAUACGGCGUGCUAAUGAGCCACCGAAAAAAGCAAAACACAAGCUGCACUAUAAGAUUUGUGGAG
Racocetra fulgida is the source of this 693-nucleotide messenger RNA. NCBI's taxonomy places the organism in Eukaryota, Fungi, Glomeromycota, Glomeromycetes, Diversisporales, Gigasporaceae. The record is from the annotation of a GenBank genome assembly.